AUGACGGUGGCCGAAUACGAGAGUAAGUUCACACAACUCGUUCGGUUUGUGACAUAUGUCAUCCCCACCGAAACUCAAAAAGUAAGAAAAUUCGAAGCAGGAUUGGAUGUUGAAAUUAAAGAUAGGCUCGAGGUCUUGAAACUGCCAACCUAUACAGAAGUGGUAGACCGGGCGUACAUUACAGAAAAGGGGAUUAAAGCCUCGCAUUCCGGGGAACCAAACCACAAGAAGAGAUUCUGGGAAAGAGACAACAGAAGACCCAAUGUUGCACCUCCCAAAAAGGUGAAUACGGGCACAACCAGUUUAGGCCAUCAAGGUCCUACCAACUCCCGAGGUGACACUCUUCCAAUUUGUCGUACUUGUGGAAAGGCUCAUUGGGGACAAUGCCAUCGAGACAUAGAGGCAUGCUUUAAAUGUGAUCAAGUUGGCCACCUGCUGAGGGAUUGUCCAAAAAUGACCGAUUCUACAGCCAGCCCCUCUGGCCCGAUCAGAAAACCUGCAGGACCUGGAGGAGAGAGAAAGGACCAAAAACGCCAAGGACGGGCUUUUGCCUUGGUACCUGGAAAGUCAGAAGUUAUCGAAAACGUUGUGUUAGGUACACUUUCUGUCUGUGGUCAUCUAGUUCAUGUCCUCAUUGACUCUGGGUCAACUCAUUUUUUUGUUACGCCAUACUUUGCUGCCAAGUUGGCAUCAACACCCAAACCAUUAGGACAUAUAUUAUCUAUGUCUUUUCCUUCUAAUAAGACUGCCUGUAGUACUGAUGUGUACAGAUCUUGUGCUAUAUUCUUAAAGGCAAAACCUUAUAUGUAG
Messenger RNA from Camellia sinensis, 810 nucleotides. The record is from RefSeq and is a predicted model, not a curated record. NCBI's taxonomy places the organism in Eukaryota, Viridiplantae, Streptophyta, Magnoliopsida, Ericales, Theaceae.